CCAUCGCCCAUCUCAUCAAAUUCCAACUUUAUGGACAACCUAAACCCUUCCAAGCUCGGCACAAAGCAGCACUGGGACGACGUAUACGAAACCGAGCUCACAAACUUUCGCGACAAUGGCGAUGAAGGCGAGAUCUGGUUUGGGGUCCAGGCCGUCGAUAAGAUGGUCAAAUGGGCGCUCGACAAUGCCCCGCCUUCGCCCAAAACACUAGAAGUCGGCUCUGGUAACGGCACACUGCUCUUCGCACUGGCCGAAGCCGGCUACGAUCCUCAUUCUCUCUUUGGGAUCGAUUACAGCCCAGGGGCUGUCCAGCUUGCCCGCGCCAUCGCCACAGAGAGCAACUACCAAGACAUCACAUUUUCCGAAUGCGAUUUUCUCUCGCAAGACCCGCCACAAACUGAGUGGGACUUGAUCCUCGACAAGGGGACCUUCGACGCCAUCGCUCUGGCGGAAAAAGACGCGGAUGGUGGCUCUCCAGUGGCGAAAUACCCUCCCCGUGUUGCCCGACUGCUCAAGCCAGGUGCUAUGUUCCUUAUCACUUCCUGUAAUUUCACCGAAGACGAGCUCAAGACCGCCUUCCAAGCCGCCGGUCUCGUAUAUCAUUCACGAAUUCAGCAUCGCACAAUAACUUUUGGCGGUAAAUCAGGCAGUCAAUGUUCCAGUGUCGCAUUCAGUAAAUCUUUCAGCGACGCUUCGCUGGACAAGUCAAGCCAUGUAUCAUAG
This is a messenger RNA of Mycena indigotica, 723 nucleotides long. RefSeq names its product Protein-lysine N-methyltransferase EFM4. The transcript is spliced from 5 exons. Gene Ontology annotation, cellular component: cytoplasm. Gene Ontology annotation, biological process: peptidyl-lysine monomethylation; peptidyl-lysine dimethylation. The coding region runs from base 31 to 723 and encodes 230 amino acids. The record is from RefSeq and is a predicted model, not a curated record. Gene Ontology annotation, molecular function: protein-lysine N-methyltransferase activity. NCBI's taxonomy places the organism in Eukaryota, Fungi, Basidiomycota, Agaricomycetes, Agaricales, Mycenaceae.